AUGCUCCCUGCCCUCCACCGCUCGGGAGGGUGCCGGCUGCUUUUCGCAGCAAGCUCCACUGCCGCUGAGGUUGCCGGCCUCCAUCUGGCUACGGACCUGCUGGUGGAGAACCCUCCGGAUUCUCCAGCUGUGAUCCUCUGCGACUCGCGAACGGCGCUCCUGGCUCUUCGUCGACCGGAGGCCGCCAGCCUUGGCGUUGCCCUGCUGGCGGUAAAAAUUCGCGCCCUUGUUUCAAGUGGCUUGAAGCUGUCGCUACAGUGGCUCCCCUCUCACGUCGGCGUCCAGGGCAAUGAGGAGGCUAACGCCUUGGUAAAGGCUGCACACCAUGCUCCUGUACCAGUCAGCACCGCUGUAACUGCCUUUGAUUACACAAGGCGCAUGUUGCAGCAGCACCUAACGGCGCGACACCCGGAUCAACGCGUCGCCAGCGGUCGCCCUCCCCGUCCACUUCCUGAUCGUGGCCUCACCAUGCAGGAGCGGUCUCUCCUGCUGCGCCACCGGAUCGGCUGUUCCUGGACGGCUUUCCGGAAGCACAGCAAAGGCCUGGCUCCAUCCCCGGCCGGCUCAUCGUGCGGAGAGGAGGAAACAAUCGACCAUCUACUUUGUUUCUGCCCCGCCUUCUCCAAAGAAACGGCUUCUCUCUACACGUCCUUCCGACGCCUAGGACUUCCUACGGACGCAGAAUCGCAGCUGCUCUUUCCCGGUCGGCCCCAUGGCUCCGCGUUCAGGCACCUUCUCACAUUCCUGGAGGACACGGGGCUGUCGUGCAAGUUGUGA
Dermacentor silvarum is the source of this 777-nucleotide messenger RNA. RefSeq lists its product as uncharacterized. NCBI's taxonomy places the organism in Eukaryota, Metazoa, Arthropoda, Arachnida, Ixodida, Ixodidae. The transcript has a single exon. Gene Ontology annotation, molecular function: nucleic acid binding. The coding region runs from base 1 to 777 and encodes 258 amino acids. The record is from RefSeq and is a predicted model, not a curated record.